Molecule: messenger RNA, 1543 nt
Organism: Calypte anna (Anna's hummingbird)
Lineage: Eukaryota; Metazoa; Chordata; Aves; Apodiformes; Trochilidae
Gene: NEIL1
Product: nei like DNA glycosylase 1
Biological process (GO): base-excision repair
Cellular component (GO): nucleus
Molecular function (GO): DNA-(apurinic or apyrimidinic site) endonuclease activity; DNA N-glycosylase activity; nucleic acid binding
Source: RefSeq, a predicted model, not a curated record
GCCUGGGCUCCCCUUCCCGGUCCCGUUGCCGUUCCCGGCCCCGCUUCCGGCCAUGCCCGAGGGACCGGAGCUGCACCUCGCCGGGCGCUACAUCAAUGAGGCGUGCGGGGAGCUGGUGUUCUCGGGCGGCGUGGAGCGCUCGGCGGUGGGCAGGGGCCCGGAGGUGCCCUUCACCAGCCAGGCCUACCGCGUCUCGGCCGCCUCCCGGGGCAAGGAGCUGCGGCUGCGGCUGAUCCCGCUGGGCCCCGGCCAGCACCAGGACCUCGUCUUCCGCUUCGGCAUGUCGGGGUCAUUCCGGUUGUGUCCCGCCGCUCAGCUGCCCCGCCAUGCCCACCUCCGGUUCCUCACCCGGGAGAGCCCCCCGCGGGCUCUCUGCUUCGUAGACCCCCGCCGCUUCGGGUCGUGGCGGCUGGGGGAUGCCUGGCAGCCGGACCGCGGACCCUGCGUCCUCUCCGAGUACCAGGCCUUCAGGGAGAACGUGCUUAAGAACCUGGACGACAAGGCUUUCGACAAACCCAUCUGCGAGGCUCUCUUGGACCAAAAGUUUUUCAAUGGAAUUGGGAAUUAUCUCCGUGCUGAGAUCUUGUACAGGCUGAAGAUCCCUCCCUUCGAAAAGGCUCGGACUGUGCUGGAGGCCCUGAAGGAGCAGGAGCAGGCAAAGAGGAAGAAGAGUCCUUCCCUGACACUGAGCAAAAAGCUGAAACUGAUGCGGGGGAGCCCGGAUCUGCUGGAGCUGUGCCACACGGUGCCCCUGGAGGUUAUUGCAGCAGAGAAAAAUCUCUUGGAGCCAGAUCACUCUGACAACUAUGCUGCCUUUAAGAACUGGCUGCAGUGCUACUUGGUGCCUGGCAUGAGCUCCCUGCAUGACCGACACGGCAGGACCAUUUGGUUCCAGGGAGAGCCUGGCCCCAUGGCUCCCAAAGGGCAGAUGCCUCGCAAGAAGCGCACUCAGGUGAAGGCAGAUCCUGAGGCUCAGACCCCCAAGGUCACCACGCGUGCCUUGAAACGGCCUCCCAGGGCUGCAGCAAAGCCUCCAAAACCAGCCACAGUGGAAGAGAAGGAGGAAGUGGCCGAUGGGCUGAGGAAGGGACGUGUCCUCAAGAGAAGGAAAGCAGCUGCUGCUCCAGCCUCGUCCAAGCCCAAGCCACCGGCCAAAGCCAGAAGCUGUCGGACAUCUGCACGCAGAGGCAGAGGCACAGCCCCUGCCAUGUGAAUGCUGUGUGCUGCCCUCCUUCCCAAGGGCAGGGGGACCUCAGGGGAGGCCUGGCCAGGGGCCUGGGUUAAUGCUGGGGAGAAAUGGGGCUGCUCCACACCUGCUUGCUAUGGGCUACAUCCUGCCAGUGCAGGAAGAAACCGAGUUUGGUGAUGGGGCCCAUUUAUCCAGCAUCUUCCUGCUGUCCCUGGGCUCUUGAGGGGAAUGAGGACCACAGACCACACAUUUUGCUGGACUCUGACCCUUCCCAUCUGCCUCAAGGUGGAUUCCCUCUUCCUUCUCCUCUUCCCCUUUCUGGCUGCUACUUGAAACACUGCUUUUAGCUGAUUA